AAACCCAGCGCGCUAGCAUGCACCGAAUGUCGCCGAAAACACGUCAAAUGCGACGCCGGGUCUCCUCAAUGCAUGCGCUGCCAGACUCAGGGACUGCAAUGUCGCUAUGAGCCAUCGCGACGAGGCAUGAAGCGACGAAAGCUUCACCAUUUUACUUCGCGUUCUCCGGGAGACCUUGCUCUCACGGACUUCCAGCCCUCUGUCGAUGGCAAUGAUUAUCCAUGGAGCGAGCCAAGCCUUGGAGAAUGUCUUUUACAAAGCGCGCAGAACGCUGGUGAUGAGACUGAGCCGGUAGAGGACGACACUCUUCUCAUUAAUCUUUUUUACUCGAACUUCUUCCCAACGCAUCCUUUCCUGGUCCCUCGAGCGCUCUACACAUCACAAAAUUACCCAUCUUACAUGAAGCUCGUCAUUCAUCUCAUCGGUUGCCAUUAUACCGGGACGAUAUGCAGCGAGACGAUGCAAGGCAUGGCAGACGAUGCGCUGAAGAAGGCAUGGGACCGAGGAGAGCGCAACUUUGUGCUCUUACAAGCUCUUCUGCUCUUUUCCAUGAUCCUUCAUGCCCGUUGCGUAUACGGCAGGUCCCGCUCAAGCCUCUCUAAAGCUGUUUCUCUUGCCCUAGAGCUGAACAUGCAUCGCAAGUCAUUCAGCGUCGCACACUCAGCUGGAUCCCCUGUCGUGGAAGAAAGCAUUAGAAGGACAUGGUGGGAGCUAUACAUUACCGACGGCUUCAUAGCCGCGCUCGACCACAAGCCCAACUUUCGAUGCAAUUCGGUUAAAUCAGAUAUGUCUCUUCCAUGUGAGGAGUUUCUCUACUCGGGGGAACCGCUGUUAUUUGAGCCUUCAACGCUUGAACAAUUCGAGUCGAGGAUCUAUACCAACGACGACCUCCCCUUUUCGUCUUUCGCGUAUCGUAUAGAGGCUGCCCAGCUCUUCGCUCGUGCGCUAUCGAUAGCCUCGACGCAUGAUGUCCACCGCGAUCAGAUUCAAAAUGUCGACAAUCUCUUGGCCGCCUGGCAGCAUCACCUGGGCACCGGCAAAACAGAGCCUGUGGAUUCUACAGGGGGUGUGGAUCACACGCUCCUCCAAGCGCACGUUCUGAUCGAGUACACCACUAUGUACCUCCACUUUCCCCGAAGUGAUCUUGUAGGUGCCAUCGCAGCGGCCUCGGGGAUAAAGUCAAGCUUGGAUCUGUUGCCGACCUAUUCAAGGUCGAUGCAUGGUAUUAAAGCAGUCGAGGCUGCCAAGCGCUUCAUCGACCUGGUCGGUCUGGAAUCCUCAGCUCUGAAGCAUAGUCCCUUGAUGCUGAACGGGUUGCUUCUCAGUUGCACCGUUCAGCUAUCCGCUUCUUCCCUGCGUCCAUCUCGAUACUCCGACCAGUUCCACAGUCGUCUGUGCUUGAGUCUCGGCAUACUAAAGACAUUGUAUCCGGUUUGGGCACUGGCUCGAGAAGUUUCGGAUAGCAUCCGAUCAAUGGCUAACCAGGCCUUGCCCAGU
Molecule: messenger RNA, 1497 nt
Organism: Fusarium vanettenii 77-13-4
Lineage: Eukaryota; Fungi; Ascomycota; Sordariomycetes; Hypocreales; Nectriaceae
Exons: 2
Biological process (GO): regulation of DNA-templated transcription; DNA-templated transcription
Molecular function (GO): zinc ion binding; DNA binding; DNA-binding transcription factor activity, RNA polymerase II-specific
Source: RefSeq, a predicted model, not a curated record